AUGACGAGAAUGUUCCACGUCAUCCUGGCCCUCUUCUGGCUUCCAGUACUCAAUGCCCAGUAUGGCGGAAGCGAAAGCAGCACAACGACUACAACCCCGUCAUCGACUUCUCAAUCAUCUUCAUCAAGUUCUUCAUCCAGCUCAAAAACAGUCCAGUCCGUUGAUGUGGGCGAAACUGGGUUCACUUUUAAGCCGGAUACACUCACUGUAUCACCAGGAAAUAAAGUUGAAUUCCACUUUUAUCCGGGAAACCACUCGGUCGCUCAGGCGUCCUUUGCCAACCCUUGUCAUCCUUCGAGCGACACGGGUAUUUUCAGUGGGUUUGUAGCACCUACAAGUGGUGAAUCAGAUACGGUCUUCACUCUUACGGUGAAUGAUACAAAUCCUAUCUGGUUAUACUGCGCUCAACUUGGGCACUGUCAGGCUGGCAUGGUUGCGGUGAUUAACCCGCCGUAA
Molecule: messenger RNA, 456 nt
Organism: Penicillium canariense
Lineage: Eukaryota; Fungi; Ascomycota; Eurotiomycetes; Eurotiales; Aspergillaceae
Product: cupredoxin domain-containing protein
Exons: 2
Coding region: 1-456 (151 amino acids)
Source: RefSeq, a predicted model, not a curated record